Gadus morhua (Atlantic cod) is the source of this 1360-nucleotide messenger RNA. Its product is annotated as tenascin-like. The transcript has 2 exons. NCBI's taxonomy places the organism in Eukaryota, Metazoa, Chordata, Actinopteri, Gadiformes, Gadidae. Gene Ontology annotation, biological process: regulation of cell adhesion; neuron projection development. The record is from RefSeq and is a predicted model, not a curated record. Gene Ontology annotation, molecular function: protein binding. The coding region runs from base 207 to 1166 and encodes 319 amino acids.
AAAAAUAGCUUUUUUUUUUUUUUAAGCCUCUCACGUAAAAUAAAUAUUUUAUUCUGCUCCAACAUCCAAGUGUGAAAACAUAACAAUAAUCUUUCCAUCCAGAGAUUAGAAUCAUUGUACACGAGUACAGCUCUAAUAGACACACAUUAAUGACAUAAUAAUAUAUAUUUAUUCCUUUAUUUUGAGGUGCAGACCAAACCGAGUGAAUGGCUACACACUCUCAUGUGUUCUCCGUGUGUGCUAUACCUUGUGUGCUCUCUUGUGUUUCUCCUGUAGCCUCUUACACGUUUUAUUCAGCUCACUCCGAUGUUCCCGAGCUCACACCUCAGUCAGGGCUGGACGACAAUAUCAUUAGCUUCGCACACCUAGACACGCCCCCCGACUCCCAGCUCUCGGGGAUGGGACCCGCCGACGAGCUCACAGGCCUCAAUGUAUCGGCGCACACGUCCGAUGGAUUCGAUCUCUCGUGGGAGCUCAAACCUCCGGCGGCCUACGACAGCCUCGUGGUAGAGUGCAGAGGCCCGCUCCAAACGCUGGCAGUCAUGGAGGUCGUCCUUAGCGGAAAUUCCACCCGCUCUAGAAUCCGAGGCCUGAACGCCUCCACAGAAUAUCGAAUCACACUUCACGGGAUUACCGGUAGCAAUGGGUCCCUGCUUCUUGAGGCUAUCGCCGUCACAGUACCCGAGCCCACCUCUCCAGGCUUAAUUAUGAAUGUCACAGACGUCCUAACCACAACAACAACAACAACAGCAUCAACAGCAACAACAGCAACACCAACAACCGCAACCUCAACAAGACCACAAUCUUUUUCAGAAACAGCACCUGUCCCCACCAUAGUGGUCUCACACACUCUUGGUUCCCCUCCCGUUGUGGGGACCGAGAGUCCCCUCACAGAGCCGUUUGGGGCGUUCACGCUGACCAACAUGUCCUCCACUAGCGUGGGGGUCAGCUGGUCGGCCCCAGACCAGACCUUUGAUCAUUUUCUGGUGGAGCUGAGCUCCCCAUCGGAGGAGGCACCUGCGCGUACCACCAUGGUAGCAGGAAGUGAGGGAGGCGCUGAGAUAGAGGGCCUGUCUCCCUCGACGCGUUAUGAGAUUACAUUGUACGGCCUGGUGGAAGGCGUGCGGUCGCAACCUCUGAAAAUGUUUGUUGAUACAGGUACUUGAAGCACGAUAAUAGAGUGGAGGAACACAUAUCCAGUCUGCAUUUUAACGAGGCAUUCAUGUGUUCACAUGCAUCUCCCUAGCGUCUACUAUUGUUUCGCUCUUUUCAUCGUUGUUUCCCAAUUGAUCUGAUCAUGAUUCGUAUCCAUAUCCAUUGUGUAUUUUCUGACCCCCUCCAUGGUGGAUGCGUGUCAUCU